CUUUAUACCUGUCUGUUCGAAAUUCAGUAGGAAGUCGAUUCACUGGAUAUUUAUUUGUGAAAAGGUACAGUAAGCGCCAGGUGAGUCGAGAUGAGUGACACCUCGGAAGAUUACAGUGAGAUCACCUUUCAGGCAAAGUUUUUAGGUCGAGUUGAGGUGAUUCGCCCUAAUGGACUACAGAUCCUGAAUGAAGCAGCCCAGAGCAUCGAGGCGCCAGAUAAAUUCUCAUCAGAAAAAGCAGCUAAGAAGAGCAAAAUUCAUCUCUUCGUGUCCAGAAAUGGGAUAGACAUUUUGGAAAACAAAACCAAGUUUCUGCUGUACACGUGCCCCCUCUCUUCUAUUUCCUUCUGUGCCGUCCUGCCGUCCUCGCCUAAAGUUUUUGGUUUUGUGGCCAGACACCCUGCAGCCGACACGUACCACUGUUAUCUGUUCCAGAGCAAGAAGUUUUCUCAUGUGCUGGUCUCAAUUAUUGGGGAUGCCUUUCAAGCCUCGAAAAAGGAGGAUAGCAUCAAAGGAGGACGAGACCUGAUAGUAGAGGCACUCAGACACAAGAAUAAAAUGCUGCAAAGAGAAAAUUCUGAGCUGAAGAGGAUGUGUGCAGAAAAAUCUGACUAAUCAAAAAACCCUAGUUGUAUUUUUCCUCUUUUCUCUUUUUAUUGACAUUUGUAGCUUUGCAUAAACUGGAUAAAGAGACAUUACCUUUGAAUGUCUGUCUUCGUGAAAAACUAAUUGAAUAGCACUGCUUGAACUAACAUACCAUAACUAACAGAAACCGGGAAUAUUACUCUACUUUUACUUUUGCUAUAGUUUUAGUGACAACGACAAACAGUUAAAUAAUUAUUGCA
Molecule: messenger RNA, 845 nt
Organism: Betta splendens (Siamese fighting fish)
Lineage: Eukaryota; Metazoa; Chordata; Actinopteri; Anabantiformes; Osphronemidae
Product: PTB domain-containing engulfment adapter protein 1-like
Exons: 7
Coding region: 91-615 (174 amino acids)
Source: RefSeq, a predicted model, not a curated record